GAUUUCAUAAUCAAAACGCUGGAUGGCGAUGUAUAUUCCUACAAGAAUUUAUUAUACAUAUCCUCACCGUACUUCCGAGAUUUGCUGAGUUCCGAUAACGUUUCACUGAAUCAAUUGACACUCAAUCACAGUCGUGAAGCUGUUCUUCAGACGCUCUCCUACAUGAUAUUCGGAGUGUUCGAGUCACCAGAAAUCGUGAAUCCGGAUUUAAUCCCGCAAAUGCUGAAAUGCGCCAAGCAGUUCCAGUUGCGGAUGACGCAGUUCGACGACGACAUCGGACGAGUGCUCAUUUUCCAAUUGUUCAAGGUAGCAAAUAUGCCAUUCGCAAUUUCAUUCGAAAAAAAUAUGAAUAAUUUGGAUGAAGUAAUAAAAAUUUUGGCGCUGACGCAUCAGCAACAGGCAUACUAUCAAGUGAAACGGAUGUGCAUAGCAGCGAUUGUCGAGAAACACUACCGAAGAUUCAUCAAGGAAUACAACAGCGAUGCGGUGGGCGAGAAGUUGGACAUGUACGAGCGGCUGGCUUCGGCCGUUGUGCCCAGUCUAUCACCUGUUCAUCGUAUAGAAAGUAUACGUCGCGGUGCUAGUGCCUGCCAGCGAAUACUACACUUCAAGGAAUUCCUCAAUCAGUAA
Gongylonema pulchrum is the source of this 630-nucleotide messenger RNA. The record is from the annotation of a GenBank genome assembly. Lineage: Eukaryota; Metazoa; Nematoda; Chromadorea; Rhabditida; Gongylonematidae.